Molecule: messenger RNA, 793 nt
Organism: Hibiscus syriacus
Lineage: Eukaryota; Viridiplantae; Streptophyta; Magnoliopsida; Malvales; Malvaceae
Exons: 7
Coding region: 86-670 (194 amino acids)
Source: RefSeq, a predicted model, not a curated record
GGUUUUUUUAUGGAGCACACUUGACAACGGGAAUCCUGUGCCUGACACCUUGGGUUCGGGUUUGAAGCAUAACCCUGGUAUUUCGAUGGACUGGACAUUAGAAGAGCAAGUUAUACUUGAAGACGGGUUAAAAACAUUUGCAUUAGAUCUGAGCAUAACUCAUUACGCGAAGAUAGCCAUGAACUUGCAAAAUAAGACAGUACGGGAUGUGGCUUUGCGUUGCAGAUGGAUGAAUAAGAAGGAAACUAGCAAGAGAAGGAAGGAAGAGCACAUUCAUGACAGAAAAAGUAAAGACAAAAAGGAAAGAGUAGUUGAUCCUGCAGCAAAGACUACUCAUUUUGCUGGUCAAUCUAGUAAUCCCCCAUAUCCAACCCCAAUGAUUCCUGUGGACUAUAAUGAUGGCAUUCCACUCGGAGCCAUCGGCGGGGUGGCAGGAGAACUUCUGGAGCAGAAUGCUCAAGCCUUGAACCAAGUAUCUGAAAAUCUUGCGUCUUUUAAGAUACAGGAAAAUAUCGGCCUUCUCUGCCAAACUCGGGACAACCUUCUCAAACUCAUGAAUGAGAUGAAUGAUGGCGUGCCGGAUAUAAUGAAGCAGAUGCCGCAACUUCUUGUGAAACUGAACCUUGAUCUGGCCAACACCAUCCUUCCUCCUCCGCCCCCUCCCAUGUAGCCGUGAUCCUCCUUCCAUCCCGUCAAGCUCGUCUAUUUAGUUCCCCCUUUAAUACAGUGCGACGUGCGGCUCUGCUGAACUGGAAAAUAACUGCCCGUCGACGGGAUCGUCGCGUUUAAGAAA